UUUCACAAUAGAUUUCAUUUGAUUUGUUGCAGUCCUUUGAAGUAGCUGCUGGAGAACAGCACAAGAUUUGCACAGACAAAUGGAUGAAGACUAUUAUUUAGAUGAUAAUUCCUCAUAUGAAUACCUUUAUGAAACCAACGUCUGUGAAAUGGGUGACUAUUUCACUUUUAACAUCUAUCUCACUGCUGUCCUCUACAUUCUGGUAUUUUUCCUCAGUCUGCUAGGAAACACUUUGGUGUUAUGGAUCCUACUGAAAUAUGAAAACCUUACAUCUUUAACAAACAUCUUCAUCAUGAAUCUCUGUAUCUCUGAUUUAGUCUUCUCCUGCAUGCUGCCUUUUUGGGUAGUGGAUCAGUCCUUUGGAUGGAUUUUUGGUGAGCUCCUUUGCAAAGCAUCAAAUGCUAUUUUCUCCAUUGGCUACUACAGUGGUGUUUUCUUUUUGACUCUCAUGACCAUCCUGAGGUACUUGUUUGUGGUGAAUCCCCUUUCAACUCUGAGAUCCCAGACGCAGUGCUGUGGUGUUCUGGUGUCCUUGGCUGUUUGGACUGUUAGCAUCUUAAUUGUGGUUCCUGAGGUGAUUCACACCACAGUGCAAGAAGACUUGGAAGGGCGCAGGUUCUGUGAUUAUGCCAAUGGGAAUUGGAAAAAGGUGGACAUUUACGUGAGAAAUGUACUCUUCCUGUUUUCCUUUGGAGUCAUCGUAUUCUGUUACUUCAAGAUACUCAUAAUCCUGCUUAGAGCAAGAUCUCGCAGAAAGCACAGAACUGUGAGACUCAUCCUUAUUAUUGUGGUGGCUUUUUUCCUGUGCUGGGCACCCUACAACAUCCUCAGCUUCCUGACUACUUUUCCACCACCUACCUGUCAGUACGUGAAAGACUCCAACCUUGCCUUUCACAUCAGCCGUAAAAUUGCUUUCUCCCACUGCUGCCUCAACCCUGUGCUCUAUGUAUUUGUUGGAGUCAAGUUCAAGAGGCAUUUGGCACAGUUAUGCAGUCUGUGUUUACACUCCAGCAAUGGUCAAGCCUCCAGCCCCAGGACCUGCAAUGAAGGCAAAUUCCAGCACGAAGGGACAUCUCUCUAUUGAAGCAGGACCUAACUAUUAGGACUAAUCCUGAAUGAACUUUCAGAUUUUGCAUGCUAUGGAUAGCCUCUAGAGGCACUUCCCUGAGAAAGACACACAAAUUUACUCUUUGCAAACAUGCUGUGUAUGGAAAAUAACAAAAUGUGUUUGCAGUGGGAUGAAGAGAUGAGAAUGCCAAGAAAUUACUUUACUGGCCUGAAAAUCUUAAGUUCACAAUUUCUUGAACAGUGAGAUGGAUUUUCUCUCACUUAUACUCUCUUUUGAAAAGAAAAAAAAAUGCUUUUUCCUUUGGGCAUUAAAACAUAGGUUUUAUGUUAAAAGUUGUUGCAUAUCUCUUUCUUACCUGACUUAAAAUACUUGUAUAUAGUGAUAGACACAUGGGUAUUUUUGUAAAUUUUAAUGCCUUUCCAUGUUUAUCACUUUACUUAUUGGUCUUUUUUUGUGGAGAGUGAUGUCUCUGGAUUAACUGUUCUGACAAUAACUGUGAGACCUAAGAGUUUCUGAAGUUCUCAGGGCAAAUGUUAUUUUAUCUUUUGAUAGAUACAUAUAUAUACAAAACUAGCUUUGUGUAAAAGUAGUCUUUUGGGUCUGAAAUUUAUAACUUUAGGAGGGCCCUAGAAGGAACACAGAUGCUAAACAGAUACUUCACUAAGAUAUCAGUUUUCCUUCUCUUACUGCUCUUUGCCAUAGGAUUCUUCCAGUUUUAGAAUAUGAUUUCAGAUGAUUGCAGCAGAUCAACAGCUCAUCUCCUGAGCAGGAGCAUAUUUGUCUCUAAUUGCUCUUUCCCUCCUUUUCUCCCUUUGCCAUGGUCCUGAGAGCACUUAAACUUUUAAAUAGGUUAUAGUGCAAGAAUAAAAGGCUUUUAAAUAGCCUUUUAGAAUGGUUUGAAUAAAACCAUUGAAUAGAAUAAAAAUGGUUUGUUUAUUUGUAAAAUUGAUGUUUGGGGUUUUCUUUUGGUUUGUUUUUUUGUUUGUUUGUUUGUUUGUUUUGGAUUUUUUUUUUGUUGUUGUUGUUUUUUUUUAAGAUAAACUGAUAUCCUCCUUCAUUCUAGCUCAAUAGGUAUUUUUAACCCCAGGUAGUGCAACAUAUGGUACAUACUCCAAAGUAGCUGAAUGACAAAAUCCCUGGAAGCAGAAUAUUUAAUUUCCCAGCAUUUAUAUAGAAAGCCAAAGUAGUUUUGCAGUGGCACCAAGCAAUGGUUUAGCAACGGUUCUAAGUCACAAUUUGGCUUUUCAAGCAUCUGUUUUAAAAUGUCUAUGCUGUUUCUACACUAUUUCAUUUGAUCUCUAAAGAUUAUCUGGAGCAGACAACAGAUUCUUCACAGCUGCUGUGUAGUUUACAAAAAGGAGAAACUCAGGCAGGCCCAUAAUACAGUAUCCUAUUUCUGAUUAUACCCAGAAGCAAGAUUACCUAAGAAAAGCAUAAGAAUGGGGUGAACGUAUAUGACAUAGACCAAUACAGUCCAUAGUUUCUAGUUUGUGCUUUGGUUUGGUUGCCAGAACAAAGUGUUUGUAUCAUGUCCCUAAUCAUCAGAUGCACCUUUCUGAACAGAUCAGUCCUGGUAUCUCACUACAGUUACUGCGUACAAUGUAAAAAAUUUAAAAGGGGACUCAUUAAUUCUACAGGGCUCCAAUUUACUUGUGUUCAGUCAAACCAUGGAAAGACAGAAGUUGUCAUUUUUUCUGGCUGUGGUGGAGACCAGCAUUUGGCAAUUGCUUCCUGACCAGAAACAUUUGAAAUUAAUGAGGCUUCAAGAGACUUUGGGCUGGGGACUGAAUACUGUCAAUUAUUGAAGAGAUAACUUAUUGAAAGACAAAUUGGUCCAAUUUCUUGUAUUCUGGUAAGCCAGGACCACUUCAUUGGUACCAGCAAAUCUCCACAUGAGGAAAAUAUCGUGACCAUGAGUACCAAGAAGGUCUCAUGCACCUACAUAAUUUCAACAAGCUGUCAUUCAACUCAUUACCCUGGAGCCACAUGACUGUGAAAUAUUUUUGUAUAUAUUUUACAUCUCUCUAAAACAAAGUUGAGAAUUAUAAUAGAAGCACAAAGUCUGAAAUAAUCCUGCUCUGCCCAGUAUUUAGCAAAUUAUUUAAAUCUGCUUGUAACUUCAGCAUAUUUUGUUAUUUUGUUGCAGUGUAUCUGAAUAUGUAAAAAGAAUUCUUGAUAUUACCCAACUGUAUUGCUGCCAUAACCAAAGUAACUCAGAAUGUAGACAUGCUGCCUCCUGAUAUAAUGAAGUAGUAAUAAACAUUC
Molecule: messenger RNA, 3334 nt
Organism: Serinus canaria (Common canary)
Lineage: Eukaryota; Metazoa; Chordata; Aves; Passeriformes; Fringillidae
Gene: XCR1
Product: X-C motif chemokine receptor 1
Exons: 1
Coding region: 80-1084 (334 amino acids)
Biological process (GO): G protein-coupled receptor signaling pathway; chemotaxis; immune response
Cellular component (GO): membrane
Molecular function (GO): chemokine receptor activity
Source: RefSeq, a predicted model, not a curated record